Messenger RNA from Colletotrichum chrysophilum, 1839 nucleotides. RefSeq lists its product as uncharacterized. Gene Ontology annotation, biological process: branched-chain amino acid biosynthetic process. The record is from RefSeq and is a predicted model, not a curated record. Gene Ontology annotation, cellular component: mitochondrion. The coding region runs from base 1 to 1839 and encodes 612 amino acids. The transcript is spliced from 2 exons. Gene Ontology annotation, molecular function: dihydroxy-acid dehydratase activity. NCBI's taxonomy places the organism in Eukaryota, Fungi, Ascomycota, Sordariomycetes, Glomerellales, Glomerellaceae.
AUGGUCUCGAAUUUCAGUGCGGUCCAUCCCGCCGCUGGCGAGGAACAGGGACAACAUGAGCCGAGAUACGUCGACUUCCCCAUUGCCCCGAAUGACGCCACCUGGGAAAAUGGAGAGCCCGUUCUCAACAAGUAUUCAACCUUCCUCACUCGCGAGCAUGAUUUUCCUGGUGCCAAGGCCAUGCUCUACGCUGCUGGUGUUCCCAACGAGGAGAUGAUGCAGCGGGCCCCCCAAGUUGGCGUUGCUUCAGUAUGGUGGGAGGGCAACCCAUGCAACAUGCAUCUCCUGGACCUGGGAAAGACAGUUAAAGAGGCCAUCAAGAAGAAGGGCUACAUCGCCUGGCAGUACAGCACGCUGGGGGUUUCUGACGGUAUUGCCCAGGGCAACGAGGGCAUGAGAUUCUCUCUGCAGUCGCGAGAGCUCAUCGCGGACAACAUCGAAACGAUCACUUGCGCACAAGCUCACGACGCCACUGUCGCCAUUCCCGGAUGCGACAAGAACAUGCCAGGCUGCGUCAUGGCAGUCGCCAGACACAACCGUCCAUCAGUAAUCGUCUACGGUGGCACUGUUGCUGGAGGCUACUGCGAGGUGUUGAAGAAGCCUAUCGACAUUGUCACUUGCUACGAAGCUCAGGGUGCUUAUCUGUUCGGUACGCUGGGUUCCUGGUCCGACGACAAGAAUGUCACGCCCGAGGAGAUUCUGUCGUCCAUUGAGAAGGGCGCCGUUCCAGGUCCCGGUGCUUGCGGUGGCAUGUACACUGCGAACAGUCUGGCCACCAUCAUCGAGACUCUUGGUCUAUCCGUCACAGGCUCGUCAAGUACUCCCGCGGCGUCCCCAACCAAGAUGAGGGAAGCGGAAAAGGUUGCCGAUGCCAUUGAGGUCUGCCUGCGCCGCAACAUUCGACCUAGGGAUAUUCUCACCAGGGAGUCUUUCGAGAACGCACUCGUCAUCACGAUGGCUUUGGGCGGAUCCACCAACUCCGUCCUGCACACCCUCGCCAUGGCUAGAGCAGCUGAAGUCCCCCUCGACCUCGAAGACUUCCAGCGCGUCUCUCGAAAGACCCCCUUUAUCGCCAAUCUGAAGCCUAGCGGCAAGUACGUCAUCGAAGACCUCUUCCACAUCGGCGGCGUUCCAUCAGUCACCAAGCUCCUCAUCGCCGGAGGCCUGCUCAACGGAAAGACUCUCACAGUCACCGGCAAGACGCUCGAGGAGAACGUCGCCGACUGGCCAUCUCUGCCCCCUCAACAGGACAUCAUCAGACCCCUAUCCAACCCCAUCAAGCCCGCCGGACAUCUUGUUGUGCUACACGGUAACAUCGCCCCCGGCGGCGCAGUGGCCAAGAUCACCGGCAAGGAGGGUCUGCGCUUCGAAGGCGAGGCGCGCUGCUUCAACAAGGAAUCCGAGCUCGUUACGGAGCUCAACGCCGGCAACAUCCCCCGCGACAGGAACAUCGUCCUCGUUGUCCGCUACGAAGGCCCUAAGGGCGGCCCUGGUAUGCCGGAACAGCUGAAGGCGUCUGCGACCUUGAUUGGUGCCAACCUCAAGAACGUCGCCCUGAUCACGGAUGGAAGGUAUUCUGGCGCUUCCCACGGAUUCAUCGUGGGACACAUUGUCCCUGAGGCGGCGGUCGGCGGACCCAUUGCUGCCAUCAAGGACGGAGACAUGAUUAGCAUCGACGCCGAGACGUGUACGAUUAGCAUGAACGUGGGCGACGAGGAUAUCAAGGAGAGACUGCGCUUGUGGAAGCCGCCCAGGCCUCCCGUGACGAGAGGCACUCUCGCCAAGUACGCGAAGCUGGUGGCUAGCGCCUCAGACGGUGCAGUCACGGACUUGUUCUAG